AUGGAACAAGCAGCGAGGGCGGCUGCAGCGGUGGCGGCAACAAGGGCAGAAUCGCCGACGAAUUCGUUUCCGCGAACGACACGGCCAUGGCGGACGGAACUUUGUCCACGUCACUCGCGAAACCUUUCCCGCCAAUCGCGGAACGAGAAGCUGGAGCGAAACAAGGAGAAUCUCGCUUCCGGCAACGAACGCGGCGAGCCGCUCGAGCUGUCCUUGCGGCCAACGGCAACGGACACGAACGAUUGUCCGCCGGACCCGCAAGUCGACCCGAAAUCAGCAGCUGCAGCGGCGGCAACGGCAAUGACGAUGGCGAUGUCACUUCGACCAUCGAGACGGCCGCGACGAGCGGAACUUUAUCGGCUGGACCCGCAAAACCUUCCUCACAGAUCGCAGAACAAGAAGCCGGAUUUCGCUUCCGGUAACCCCUUGCGACAGGUAAACUCUGAAACGACGUUGAUGCGGCCAACGUGUGCGGUACCAGCAGCGACGAACGACCUUCCUCGCAUCGAAACCGAACAACAGCAACAACGCAGCAACCUUCCGUGGAACGAGAAGCCGGAACGAAACGAGAAUUUCGCUUCCGGCAACGAACGGGGCGAGCUGCUCGGGCUGCCCGUGUCGCCAAUGGCUUCGACCAUGGCCGCACCAAG
This is a messenger RNA of Paramuricea clavata, 650 nucleotides long. The record is from the annotation of a GenBank genome assembly. Lineage: Eukaryota; Metazoa; Cnidaria; Anthozoa; Malacalcyonacea; Plexauridae.